This is a messenger RNA of Papilio xuthus (Asian swallowtail), 1116 nucleotides long. Its product is annotated as prohormone-4. The coding region runs from base 249 to 845 and encodes 198 amino acids. Lineage: Eukaryota; Metazoa; Arthropoda; Insecta; Lepidoptera; Papilionidae. The record is from RefSeq and is a predicted model, not a curated record. Gene Ontology annotation, molecular function: protein binding. The transcript has 6 exons.
GAUCUGGGUGAUAAAACGACACCCUGUUACCCUCCCCAACCCCAACGAGGGGUGGAAAGUAACAGGUAAGGGUAGUCGCUCCAACCGCCCCGCAGUGUCGCUGGGCCGACCACCGGGGCAAGACGCGUCAAUUCUACAUCACAGUUUUAUUUUAAAUAAAAAAAAAUAAUUGUGAAAGAUUUUGCAGCUCCAAUACCACCAAUUAACAGAUAAAAAAUCAAAGAAGAAAAGAAACUUUUAUUGACGCAAUGUGCGGGUGCCGUGUGGCGGCGUGCGUGGCCGCGCUGGCGGCGGUGAGCGUCGCGCUACCGGGCGCUGUGCUCUCGCUCGACCUCAACAAGCUCUACGGUCAUCACACCAAGAGAUCCGAGUACUGUCACCCUUACGAGCCGUUUAAGUGCCCAGUGGAUGGUAACUGCAUUUCUAUCCAGUACCUGUGCGACGGCGCUCCUGACUGCAUCGAUGGAUAUGACGAGGACUCGAAGCUGUGUACUGCAGCUAAGAGACCACCGGUGGAAGAAACUGCAUCGUUCUUGCAAUCCCUGCUGGCGUCCCACGGACCAAACUACUUGGAGAAACUAUUCGGCAGCAAGGCUCGCGACGCAUUGGAACCUUUGGGUGGUGUUGAGAAGGUCGCCAUCGCUCUCUCUGAAUCCCAGACCAUCGAGGACUUUGGCGCGGCUCUCCAUCUGAUGCGAUCUGAUCUGGAGCAUCUGCGCUCCGUAUUCAUGGCAGUUGAGAACGGCGAUCUUGGCAUGCUUAAAUCCCUCGGCAUCAAGGAUUCCGAACUCGGAGACGUCAAGUUCUUCCUGGAGAAGCUGGUCAACACCGGUUUCCUUGACUGAAUAGCGCCGGAGUCUGCCUCUGAAUACUACCACGUCGUCCAAUACGCUCCCAUCAGCUCAUCCUUCUAUAGCUAUCUUCCUUAUGACUUCUAUAAGAGGAAUUAGGAAUUCCUAACUCUCUUUUCUCUAAAUCUUUGUGCGAUUGAUGUUUGAUUCAGAUCCAAAUUCAAAUUGUACUCGUUUUUUAAAUCGAUUUCUACAACCGGCCACGUAGACUCGAUUUUUAAAACGAUUAAAUCUCAGUAUUGCCAUCUAAAAUUCUCGGUAUAAA